UCAAAUUUCAAAACGUGCCUUUUUUCUUUCUCUCUCUCUCUCUCUCUCUCUCUCUCUCUCUCUCUUGAAACUCCAUAGCUACGAACUCCACUUUCUGAGCUCCAUUCUUCUUCAACCCACCAACCCACAUGUGAUUACGCGCACGAAACCAUGUCCCUCCUCAGCAGAUUCUUCUACAAGAGACCCCCAGAUGGCUUGCUCGAAUUCGUCGAUAGAGUAUACGUUUUCGAUUCCUGCUUCUCCACUGAAGCAUUACCCGACGGAAUGUACCAACUUUACCUUCACGAAAUCGUCACCGAGUUGCACGAAGAGUUUCCAGAAUCUUCUUUUCUGGCCUUCAAUUUCCGCGACGGCGAGAAGCGUAGCCACUUCGCCGAGGUUCUCUGCGAGUACGAUGUUACCGUUAUGGAUUAUCCGAAGCAGUACGAGGGUUGUCCCCUUCUGCCCUUGUCUCUGGUUCAGCAUUUUCUUCGCGUUUGUGAGAGUUGGCUUUCUUUGGGGAACCACCAAAACGUGAUUCUCUUCCACUGUGAAAGAGGGGGUUGGCCCCUCUUGGCGUUCCUUCUUGCUAGCUUCUUAAUUUUCAGAAGGGUUCACAGUGGUGAACGCAGGACCCUUGAAAUGGUGCAUAGAGAGGCACCUAAGGGUUUGUUGCAGCUCUUGUCACCCUUGAACCCUUUGCCUUCUCAGCUUCGUUACAUUCAGUAUGUGGCAAGGAGGAACAUUGUUCCUGAGUGGCCACCACCAGAGAGGGCUCUGUCUCUGGAUUGUCUCAUUCUUAGAGGAAUUCCUGGUUUUGAUUCCCAGAAUGGGUGCAGGCCCAUGGUUAGGAUUUUUGGGAGGAAUUUACUUAGCAAGGGUGGGCUUUCCACUCAGAUGAUUUAUUCCAUGCGCAAGAAGAAGAAGAGCUUGAGGCAUUACCGCCAGGCAGACUGUGAUGUGAUUAAGAUUGAUAUUCAAUGUUUAGUGCAAGGAGAUGUGGUGUUGGAGUGUGUCCACUUGGAUUUGGAUCUGGAAAGGGAAGUGAUGAUGUUUCGCGUAAUGUUCAACACGGCGUUUAUUCGAUCCAACAUAUUGAUGCUGAACACUGAAAACUUGGACAUUCUUUGGGAUUCGAAGGAGAGGUAUCCAAAAGGCUUUCGGGCUGAGGUUUUGUAUGGGGAGGUUGAAAGCAUAAGUCCUCCAAGGGCUCCAACAACCAUUUUAGAUGGUGAGGAGAGAGGUGGAUUGCCCAUUGAAGCAUUUUCAAGGGUUCAAGAACUUUUUAAUGGCGUAGAAUGGGUUGACAGUGGUGAUGCUGCUGCUGUCUGGCUGCUUAAACAACUUACUGUCUUAAAUGAUGCUAAAGAGCUUUCGAGGUUGCAAGGUAAAGGAAGUUGGUAUUCGUCACCUGCUGACUCUGAAGAAGAAAAUAAUGAAUCAAGCACUGCUGAUAGUUCAGAUGAGGCCUUCGAUGUUUUUCCUAAGUCCUCUUCUGAUUCUUCAAAAUUAUUGACAUCUGACACCCCUGAUUUGGUCCAUUUAGCUUUUGAGAACGGUGGUGGAAAUUAUGGAAAUCUUACUUUAAGAACACUUGAUCAGUCAUUGACCGAUUAUAUUUCAAGUAGGGAAAAUUCUCCUCGUUCAUCUCCACCAUCGCCUUCACCAAUUUCUGCUACUCAACCUCUGCUUCCAACACCAGCACAAGUGCCACCUCCUCCACCACCUCCACCUCCACCUCCACCUCCACCAAUGUCUAAUAAGGAGCCUUCUCUGCCUUUACCUCCGCCGCCCAAUAAAGUGCCUCCUCCCCCGCCACCUCCUCUGCCACCCCUUCCUUCUCUUGGUUGUAACAUUAAUAAUGCUAGACCUCCACAUCCACCUCCUCCAAGACCUAUACAGCCAAGUUUAGCUCCACCACCUCCACCUCCACCACCUCCUCCUCCUACUAGAAGCAGUAAUGCCAAUAGUACUCCUAGUCCACCUCCUCCAAGGCCUGUACAAACAGGUUCAGCCCCACCACCUCCACCUCCACCUCCUCCGGGGCCUAUACGAACAGGUUCAGCACCACCACCUCCACCUCCUCCAGGACCUGUACGAACAGGUUCAGCCCCACCACCUCCACCUCCACCUCCUCCGGGACCUGUACGAACAGGUUCAGCCCCACCACCUCCACCUCCUCCGGGACCUGUACGAACAGAUUCAGCCCCACCACCUCCACCUCCUCCAGGACCUGUAAGAACAGGUUCUUCCCCACCACCUCCACCUCCACUUCCUCCAGGACCUGUAAGAACAGGUUCAGCACCACCACCUCCAGGUUCUGUACGAAAAGGUUCAGCCCCACCACCUCCACCACCAGCUCCUCCAGGAUCUAUACGAAUGGGUUCAGUUCCACCGCCAGCACCAAAGCCUCCAAGUGCUCCUCCUCCACCAUCCGGUCCUGGUGCAUCACCAGUGCCACCUCCAUUUCCUGCAGCCAAGGCAUCAGGUGUGCCACCACCCCCAAGCAAAGCUUCUUUAGCAACAGGAAAUGUUGCAAGAGGUCGUGGUACUGCCAUUGCUCCUAAGAAAACUUUGUUAAAGCCCCUACACUGGGUGAAAGUUGCUCGAGCAACACAAGGGAGUCUGUGGGCUGACUCGCAGAAACAAGAUAAUGAAUCGCGGGCCCCUGAAAUUGAUAUAUCAGAACUCGAGAGCCUGUUUUCUGCAGCAUCUGCUUCUGAUGGGAGCAGUACUAAAGGUGGAGGUCGGCGUGGUUCUAAUAUCAACAAACCUGAGAAAGUACAAUUGGUUGACUUGCGUAGAGCAUAUAAUUGUGAAAUAAUGCUCUCUAAAAUCAAAAUUCCUUUGCCAGAUAUGCUUAAUGCAGUUUUGGCGUUGGAUUCUUCUGUUCUUGAUAUUGAUCAGGUUGAGAAUCUCAUCAAGUUCUGUCCCACAAAGGAAGAGAUGGAAAUGUUGAAGAAUUAUACAGGGAACAAGGAAAUGCUUGGAAAGUGUGAACAGUUUUUUAUGGAGCUGAUGAAGGUUCCUCGAGUAGAAUCCAAGUUAAGGGUGUUUGCUUUUAAAAUCACCUUUUCUUCUCAGGUGAAUGAUUUAAGGUUACAUUUAAAUACAAUCAAUGGUGCAACCAGAGAGGUGAAAGAAUCUGUAAAAUUGCGUCAAAUAAUGCAGACUAUUCUUACUUUGGGCAAUGCCUUGAAUCAAGGAACAACACGGGGAUCAGCAGUUGGAUUCAAAUUGGAUAGCCUUCUUAAAUUAUCUGAUACUCGUGCAAGAAAUAACAAAAUGACUUUAAUGCAUUAUUUGUGUAAGCUUCUUGCUGAGAAAAUGCCCGAAUUGCUAGAUUUUGACAAGGAUCUUGUCCAUUUGGAAGCUGCGUCUAAGAUCCAACUGAAAGCAUUAGCUGAAGAAAUGCAAGCUGUGAGUAAAGGUUUAGAGAAAGUUGAGCAAGAACUCACUGCUUCUGAAAUUGAUGGUGCUAUAUCUACAGGAUUUCGUAAGGUGUUGAAGAAUUUUCUUGAUAUUGCUGAAGCUGAUGUGAGGUCACUUAUAUCAUUGUAUUCCGAAGUGGGAAGAAAUGCAGAUUCUUUGUCUCAGUACUUUGGGGAGGAUCCAUCUAGGUGCCCCUUUGAACAAGUGACACAAAUCCUUGUUGUCUUUGUCAAGAUGUUCAAGAAGUCAAGGGAAGAGAAUGAAAGGCAGGCGGAUGCUGAAAAAAAGAAAUUAGAGAAAGAAGCCAUGAAGGAAAGGGCAUCAAAUAACACGCAUUCCAAAAAAGAUGGUGUUCGUUAGAUAUUUAAACAAACAAGGGGCAUGGUUACUUUCAUUUCAAGCAUACUGCAUUGUACAUUUUGGAGUGUCUCAAAUGCAUAUUUGCAUGCACCAUUGGGAUCCUAUACCUCCUAAGAGCAACGCUGGCCGUUGUGCAUAUGGUUUGUCAGUUCCUUGUAGUUGGAUCAAAAUGCAUCUCUACUUUUGCUGGUAAAGGAGUAUACAUCAAUUCUGUAAUUAUACCACAAGGCAACUAAUAUAGAAAAUUCAUGUUAUGUUCCUCUUUAUAAUAGAGGACAUGUAUAAUUUUUAUUUUUUUUAAAUUCAAAUUUUCUUGUACUUUUGGAUAUUGCCUUCUCAAUUUGUAAUCUAGCUGCAGAUAAGAUUUUGUAGUUCAAA
Messenger RNA from Gastrolobium bilobum, 4149 nucleotides. Its product is annotated as formin-like protein 14. The transcript has 17 exons. The coding region runs from base 151 to 3771 and encodes 1206 amino acids. Lineage: Eukaryota; Viridiplantae; Streptophyta; Magnoliopsida; Fabales; Fabaceae. The record is from RefSeq and is a predicted model, not a curated record.